Molecule: messenger RNA, 1047 nt
Organism: Emericellopsis cladophorae
Lineage: Eukaryota; Fungi; Ascomycota; Sordariomycetes; Hypocreales; Bionectriaceae
Exons: 1
Coding region: 1-1047 (348 amino acids)
Source: RefSeq, a predicted model, not a curated record
AUGCGUAUCACCGACUACCAGGCCCUCGACCCUGCCGCCAAGUUCCUCCCACCACAGCCCACGCUCACUUCACCUACGGAUCCAGUUUCGUUGAGGAAAAAAACAGCACCCACCAUGCUUCGCAACGCUGCCUCUAGUCGCUCGCUAUCGCCUGCGCCAGCGUGGAAGAAGCUCUUCAGCAGCAAGGGCCGCGAGGAUGACCGUGGACGGUCAAGGGAUCGUGACGAUCAGAGUGGGAGCUCGGCAUUUACGGGCGAAUGCGAUCGAAGUGCUGGUUCGUCAAGGAGUCGGAACCGAUCGAUAUCCCCAGAAUCACUGCGACGCUUUCUGUCAGACGAUCAACCAGGCUGGCCAGGCUCGAACCCAGGUGAGCGUCCGGCCUUGAUCAUACCGGAGGACAUAGCGGAGGAGAACGAGGACGACGACAAUUUCGCCACGUCUGCCGUCUCGGAGACGCAGCUGUACUACACAAGACUGUCGCCGCCGCCUGCUCAACGGCCAACAUCCUCAGAGACUGUGCCUCUGACGGUCAAGAACCUGAGUUCUCUGACCCUCACAACGGAACGCCCGACGAGUCGACGACCGACGGCGGUCCAUGCAGGCGAUUCAACUGACCUAGCCGAACCUGCUUCCCAACCGCAGAGCAGCUACCUCACAUCGGCCACAUCCUCGGAUCUGACCUCGCCUGAGUCGGCUGGCACUCCCGAGUCGGAGACUCUAACCUUUUACGACGACUCGGUGGAUGACGACGACUGCACAUUGACGUCUGCACACGAAUCGCAAGCCCUGCCGAUCCAGCAAUUUCCCGCCCUUCGAUCGCGCCUCACAGGCUACAGCCUACCUCGCGUCCACGAAGCGGAGGAGCCCCAGCAGCUUAAGCACCGGCCAACAUUCGGGCGCAAGGACGGUCCGCGCCUCUUGGCACACGUCGACACGUCUCUCUAUCCCACCUCCAACGCCCACUACCUCCCCACGCCCGCCGACACUGGUGUCGACGAUUUCGUGGCCGAGAUGGGCUGGAUGGUCGACAGCAUCGGCUCUCGAUGA